Pezoporus flaviventris is the source of this 2894-nucleotide messenger RNA. RefSeq names its product mediator complex subunit 16 (gene MED16). Gene Ontology annotation, cellular component: mediator complex. Gene Ontology annotation, molecular function: protein binding. The coding region runs from base 26 to 2518 and encodes 830 amino acids. The transcript is spliced from 14 exons. NCBI's taxonomy places the organism in Eukaryota, Metazoa, Chordata, Aves, Psittaciformes, Psittacidae. Gene Ontology annotation, biological process: positive regulation of DNA-templated transcription. The record is from RefSeq and is a predicted model, not a curated record.
CGGUACCGGUGCCGGUGCCGGUGCCAUGGACCUGGCGUACGUGUGCGAGUGGGAGAAGAGGCCCAAGAGCAACCAUUGCCCGUCCGUGCCGCUGGUGUGCGCCUGGUCCUGCCGCAACCUCAUCGCCUUCACCACGGACCUCAAGAAUGAGGAGGAGAAAGAUCUCACCCACAUGGUCCACAUCAUCGACACCGAGCACCCAUGGGACGUCUACUCCGUUAACUCUGGCCACGCUGAAGUCAUCACUUGUCUGGAGUGGGAUCAGUCGGGCUCCAGGCUGCUCUCUGCAGACGCAGAUGGGCACAUCAAGUGCUGGAGCAUGACGGAUCACUUGGCCAACAGCUGGGAGAACACGGUGGGCAGCAUGGUGGAAGGGGACCCGGUGGUGGCCCUGUCCUGGCUGCACAACGGCGUGAAGCUGGCUCUGCACGUGGAAAAGUCUGGAGCAUCCAACUUUGGUGAGAAGUUCUCCAGGGUCAAGUUCUCCCCAUCGCUGACGCUCUUUGGGGGGAAGCCCAUGGAGGGCUGGAUCGCAGUGACCAUCAGCGGGCUGGUGACCGUGUCCCUCCUCAAGCCCAACGGCCAAGUGCUGACGUCCACAGAGAGCCUGUGCCGGCUCCGCUGCCGCGUGGCCUUGGCCGACGUGGCCUUCACCGGAGGGGGGAACAUCGUGGUGGCCACCUCGGAUGGCAGCAGCACCUCCCCGGUGCAGUUCUACAAGGUCUGUGUCAGCGUGGUGAAUGAGAAGUGCAAGAUAGACACCGAGAUCCUGCCUUCCCUCUUCAUGCGCUGCACCACGGACCCUGCCCGCAAGGACAAGUACCCGGCCAUCACUCACCUCAAGUUCCUCGCUCGGGACAUGUCGGAGCAGGUGCUGCUUUGUGCUUCCAACCAGAACAGCAGCAUCGUGGAGUGCUGGUCUCUGAGGAAGGAGGGCUUGCCAGUCAACAACAUCUUCCAGCAAAUCUCUCCUGUGGUUGGAGACAAGCAGCCCAUGAUCCUCAAGUGGCGGAUCCUCUCUGCCACCAAUGACCUGGACCGCGUCUCGGCUGUGGCUCUGCCGAAGCUGCCCAUCUCCCUGACCAACACUGACCUGAAGGUGGCCAACGACACCAAGUUCUUCCCUGGAUUGGGCUUGGCUUUGGCUUUUCACGAUGGCAGCGUGCACAUUGUGCACCGCCUGUCCUUGCAAAUGAUGGCUGUCUUCUAUGGGUCCUCCUCCCAGCGCCCCGUGGACGAGCAGGCCAUCAAGAGGCAGCGAACUGCUGGACCCCUGGUUCACUUCAAAGCCAUGCAGCUCUCCUGGACGUCCCUGGCCUUGGCUGGCAUUGAUAGUCACGGGAAGCUGAGCAUGCUUCGCAUCUCACCCUCCAUGGGCCACGUGCUGGACAUGAACAUGUCCCUCCGUCACCUGCUGUUCCUGCUGGAGUAUUGCAUGGUGACUGGCUACGACUGGUGGGACAUCCUGCUCCACGUCCAGCCCAACAUGGUCCAGAACCUGGUGGAGAAGCUGCAUGAAGAGUACAUGCGCCAGAACGCGGCCCUGCAGCAGGUCCUCUCCACCCGCAUCGUGGCCAUGAAGGCCUCUCUCUGCAAGCUCUCCUCCAGCACCAUCGCCCGGGUGUGUGACUACCACGCCAAGCUCUUCCUCAUCGCCAUCAGCUGCACCUUGAAGUCGCUCCUGCGCCCGCACGUCCUCAACACCCCGGACAAGAGCCCUGGGGACCGGCUCACCGAAAUCUGCUCCAAGAUCACGGAUAUAGACAUUGACAAGGUGAUGAUUAACCUGAAGACAGAGGAGUUUGUCCUGGAGAUGAACACCCUGCAGUCCCUGCAGCAGCUCAUCCAGUGGGUGGGAGAUUUUGUGCUCUACCUGCUGGCCAGCCUUCCUAACCAGGGCUCCCCUGUGCGGCCAGGGCACAGCUUCCUGCGGGACGGAGCAUCCCUGGGCAUGUUCAGGGAGCUGAUGGUGGUGAUCCGCAUCUGGGGACUGCUGAAGCCAAGCUGCCUCCCUGUCUACACAGCGACCUCCGACACGCAGGACAGCAUGUCCCUCCUCUUCAGGCUCCUGACGAAGCUCUGGCUGUGCUGUCGUGAGGAAAAUCACAUCACGGAGCCCGACGAUACCCUCGUAGACGAAUGCUGCCUGCUGCCCAGCCAGCUGCUCAUCCCCAACAUCGACUGGCUGCCCAUCAACGACGGCAUCAUCAGCAAGCUGCAGAACAAGCAGCUCGUCCGGCUGCAGUUUGGGAAAGCCCCCGGCCUCGUCGGGCACACCGUCUCCUCCCAGUUCGAUGCCUUUGUCAGGGCCCCUGGACAGCCUAAAAUCGACCACCUCCGGCGGCUGCACUUGGGAGCCUACCCAACAGAGGAGUGCAAGUCCUGCACCCGGUGUGGCUGUGUCACGAUGCUGAAGUCACCCAACAAAGUGACGGCGGUGAAGCAGUGGGAGCAGCGCUGGAUCAAGAACUGCUUGUGCGGGGGGCUGUGGAGGAGGAUGCCCCUCAGCUACUCCUGACCUGUGGGGCCCGGGGGGGGGGGACACAGCACCAAGCAGAGGAGCUGCUCUGGGCCUCCUUUCUCGGCCGUGUUUGGGGCAAGGGAUGCUCGGGGAGCAGCAUCCUGGUGCUGCCAGUGAGCCAGUAUCAGGCAGCACCGCGCUGCUGCUGCUUCUGCUCUCGUGUUGAUGUACAGAGGAGGGGAGGGAGCUCCUUUUCCCUCUUCUUUCCCAGGAAUAUCUAGAAGGGAAUGAGUGCCAGAGGUUUCCUGGGGAAGGGUGGUGUCUGGGCCCAGCAGGUCCCAGUGCAAGCCCUGGCCUGGGCACAACGCGGUGGCUGGAGGGGACCAGAGCCCCCAAGGAGAGGGGAGCAAACGCUGGGUCCUCCCGUUCCUCC